Molecule: messenger RNA, 1212 nt
Organism: Exaiptasia diaphana
Lineage: Eukaryota; Metazoa; Cnidaria; Anthozoa; Actiniaria; Aiptasiidae
Exons: 7
Coding region: 1-1122 (373 amino acids)
Source: RefSeq, a predicted model, not a curated record
AUGUCUAUGUCUAUGGAGGAUGUUGCUCUCAGAAUCCGGGAAAUUGCCAAGAAACAUAACUGGAAAUACUCGAUCGACACAAAAGAAUAUAAUCUUGAYGUAGCAAAAAUAUUCGACGAGCAAUCGAAUGAAGGCAACAUGAUUCUUGACUGUAUGACAUGGAUUCAAAACUUCCGKUAUUCGGUUACAAAAAAUCUUGAUUCAAAAAGUAGCAGCGGAUCGAGGAUUGAGUUACCAGGAGGCGGAUACAUCGAGCUCCCUCAUUGUGAGAUUGACCCACGUGACCUGAAUAAACAGCCUCGCUGUCAUUCUGAUAUAUUCCAAGAUGUAGACUUUGGUGCUCAACCCUCGCCGGCACAUCAAAGAAAUCAGGAUAUGCAGUCAGCACUUCUCUCCAAGAUUCAAGAACUGGAGCGCAAACUGGCUGACAAAGACGACAUCAUUCGACAAGAAGAGAAYAAAAACCAGAUUCUUCGAGAGCAUUUGAACCGAUUUGUCCAGAUUGCUGACGAAAAGAACAUGGAGCUGUAUAGUCUUCGGUUCGAGGCUAAUGGGGCAAUCAAUGAAUUACAAACACGUAUAUCACAACUCACGACACAAGUCCAGGAUCUACGAUCUGAGGUCAACAAGAAAGAGGCUGAGUGYAGUGAAAUGCAUUGCCAAGUAAAACUCGUGGCUUUGCAGCGAAGCAUGUUGUCCAAGGAGAGAGACGAACGUGUAAAUCUCCAGGAAAAAAUCAAAUCUCUUGAAAAAUCCAUUCAAGAUUUAACGACAAAGAAUACCAUACUGGAACACGAAUUGACAGUAUUGCCCAAAAUGAUGUCAUCAAAGGGAACCCCAAAAACCAUCGUCAAAGCGCAGAUUAAUCAUUGCGAUCCUGGGGACCAUCGCAAUGAAUCAUGGGAUCGAGCAGCUGAAUUGAUGACAGGACUACUACAAACAGUGGAUGAACAAAAGACACGUCACCGUUACGGCGACGACCCAGAAUGCAUUGAAGUGCUGGAGAGUCAUUCCACGCAGGCGCUGGCAUGUAAUGACAAUACUUCUUACAUCAAGAGAAGCAWGUCGUCGUCAUUCAGACAAUGGUUGAAGAAGAAAUCACCCAAGACAAAGAGAAAAUAAAUUAUCAUUGACCCUGAUUAUGGAAGAUAAACUCAUGAAUUUUAUAUCGUUGUAUUAUUUUUCUACAUAUAAAUAAUUGGAAUUAAAUGU